Messenger RNA from Epinephelus moara (kelp grouper), 2675 nucleotides. RefSeq names its product gem (nuclear organelle) associated protein 4 (gene gemin4). Lineage: Eukaryota; Metazoa; Chordata; Actinopteri; Perciformes; Serranidae. The coding region runs from base 434 to 886 and encodes 150 amino acids. Gene Ontology annotation, cellular component: SMN complex. The record is from RefSeq and is a predicted model, not a curated record. Gene Ontology annotation, biological process: spliceosomal snRNP assembly; rRNA processing. The transcript is spliced from 3 exons.
UGUCACAAAAGCUUUAGAUUCACUGAUUUUAACAAUAAUACACUGGAUUUAUAUGGCGCUUUCCUGGAUACUCAAAGACACAGAACAAGAGCAACAAAACAAAACAGAGAAAAAACAAAAAUGAAAUAAUCUUAAGAAGGGAAACAAUGCAGAGGUGUGUUUUGAGGGAUUUCUUGAAGGUGGCGAAUGAAGGGGGAGUCUCUGAUGUAUUUAGGGAGUGAGCUCCUGAGGAUGGGAGCAGCAAUGGAGAAGGGAUGAAGAGAAAGGGGCCGAGAACUGAACCUUGGGGAACACCUUGGGAGAGGGGAGCCGCGGGGGAUUUGCAGUUUAUGCUGAUGAAAGAGAGGUAGGAUCUGAGCCAGGAGAGGUGCGGUGCAGGUGAUGAGAGCCGUUUCAAGGCGGGAGAGAAGGAUGGAGUGGGUGAUGGUGUCAAAUGCUGCACUCAGGUCAAUGCAGGGGCUUGUCCUUCCAUGAUGGUUCAUCCUCCUCUUCUGCUGCCUGCACUUCAGUUAAAGCUCUUAAAACGUCCAAAGACACUCAACAAGCAGAGGGCUGUCCUCAUAAAUCCAAAGAGUCUCAAAUGGAGGACGAGGUGGAGACAGUUCCCAGCCAAGAGGUCCUGUUUGUGCUCAGCCAGCUCUUCUGCCACAUUCAGCACAUCCAGGUGAUGAUGCCAGGAGGCCAGAGUGAACCCUUGUUCCUGUCCAGUCUGGAGAUCCUCAGCCACUAUGAGGCCAUCAUGGCCGCUUUCCCACACAGCAGCAGCGCGCUGGAGAGCGACAACACCCGUCACUUCUUCUCCACCAUCACAGACAACCUGGAGAACCAGGAGAUGAAGGCCGCCCUGCAGCAGAAGAUCGCUCAGCUUGUGUCGUCUGCUGCUUGAGACUGUAGACUGUAUUAAUAAUGGACAUAGCUACCGUGAUGUCACACAUUGGUUUGCAGCCAUUUUGAAGCCUUGAGUUCUGCAUUUUGGUGGUCGCCAUCUUGGUUUUUUGGAGCCAGAAGUGACCAUAUUUGGGUGAGAGGCUGGAGCUGUGGAGGAGUGAGGGGUGGAGCUCACUGAGAGACUGAAGACACAAUCGGCAGACAGCCUGUCACUCAACCCUAACGUAACUUUGGGCCUUACUUCUGCUGUAAAGUUGGACAUUCUAACACAGGGGUUGAGUCUGUUUUGGAGCCAGCCUCAAGUGGCCGUUCAAUGAACUUGAGUUUUUGGCACUUAUGUUUGGUUUCAUUUUUCAGUCUCAGAGGUCGCCGCUUGAUUAAGACACACAGUUUUUUUUUAUCUGUAUUCACUUAAGAGCUUUGGUUCUCAAAUGCUCAAAUUCUCUCUGUAGAUAUUACGCUAAUUUGCUGAUAAAAUAAGGAUAUUGUUUCUGUUGUCAGUGUCAUAGACUGCAUGAAGAUACUUAAAGAAGUAAUUACAAAAUGGUGGGUGAAUAAAAGGCAGAUAUUUCACAGCAGAUGACCUCCUGUGCUGCUUCAGUAAUAUUCAUUUAUACUCUGAAACCAAAGCCGAACAUCUGUUUCAUCAACAGGAUGCGGUGACUCAGACAGUAUGUUUUCUACAGAACAUUAUCAACAUGUAAUUUUUAAGUUCUUUUUAUUUGUACAAAAAUAUUCUCUGCAUUGCACCAUUUAGUAAAGCUUUAACAACGUACUACAACAGCUGUAACACAACAUUUAAAACAGUUUUGUGACAUUGUAACAGGGGACAAACAAAAUGUAUAGUUAAAGGUGCAGUGUGUAGGAUUUAAGGGAGAUGUUCUUUAGUGUAUAAUCACCUGAAAAUAAGAAUCGUUGUGUUUUUGUUACCUUAGAAUGAGCCGUUUAUAUCUACAUUGGGAGCAGGUCUUUGAUUUAUAGAGAUCACCAUGUUGCACUGCCAUGUUUCUGCAGUAGCCCAGAACGGACAAACAAACACUGGCUCCACAGAGGGCCAUUUGUGUUUUCAUGUCAGCCACUGUAGUAAGAAGCCCAACUGCAGUGAGCAGCACCAAAGUUCCACUGAUUUGUAACAUGAAACUGCUUUAUUCAGUGUUUCUGGUGGUUUAAAUCACCUGGUCUGUUUGUUUUGGAGAAGAAGAGACCUCUGUGGAUAAUUCAGCUCCUGAUAAAAACCUCCUGAACAAUGAACACUGAAGGAAUCCUAACCAGGAGAAGUUUCAGCUGGUUGCAAUCUGUAAUUCUCCGCUAGACGCCACCAAAUCCCCCUAAAUCUCACACACUUCACCUUUUAAAAAAAGCUUCAUAAUAAUGUAGUGCAAAACAAACACUUAACGUCUCUGUAUGAUGAGAUAUUAGGACCACAGUCAGGAGAAAAUAUCUUAGAUUCUGAGAAUACAGUCAAAAAUCUGAAGAAAAGUCUAAAUAUUUUGGGAUAAAGCAGUCAUAAUAAUCUGAAUAUGAAGUUAAAUGUUUGUCGGUGAAAAGUCAAAUAUCGAGGAAAAAAAAGGGUUCGUAUAUAUGUCAUUUUUUAAGGGGAAAAAGUUGAAAAAGUCACACAAAGAAAAGUCAUAAUGUUUGAGGGGAAAUCAUAAUUGGUAACAAAAAAUAUUGAAAUUUAUGACCAAAAAAAAAACUCCCAAUAAAAAACAAUAUUUUAACAAAAAAAACAAGAAGAGAGAAAAAUACUUGACUCUUGUAUAAUGACUCAAUUUUUUUUUUUUUUU